AAGCGUGCUUCGCAAUGGUCUCUUCUUUUUCUUCUCUCAAACAGAUUAUUAAUAACCCAAAAAAAAAUAAAAAAAAGCUUCCCUUGCAAUUCUCUCUCCUCAUAAAUAGAGAGACGCAGAGAGAAAGAGAGAGAGACUAGUACUAUAAAUAUUGACCAGCGUGUCCUAGAGAGAGAAACUCGCCGCUAUUAAGAAUACUUUUUUAUUUUUUUUUUUGCUUCUGGGUUCUAAGCACUAAGCACAUAUCUCGAGUCGAGCACACAGUUACUACUUCGGAGAAGUUGCAAGGAGUUGAAGAAGAAGAUCGAUGGAUGACGGAGACGACGAUCGUAGCACCUCAUGGAAUUGGCAAGAGAACUAUAAUCACCAACCACAGUCUCAUUUCUAUGUGCCUGAUUGCACGAUGACUGAAGUCACAUUAAACCAAGAAGAUCACUCGUACAUGUUUGAUGAUGAAACCACUCCUGUGAAGGCGUGUAGCGACUUGGGUUAUCAUGUCACAACAGAUGAAACCAACAGGAAACUGGAAGUGCAUAGUGAGACACGUUCUGCUCUAAAGCGGCGUCGGAUGUUACAAUUUGAAGACCAACCUGAAACAUCCCUUUUCAGCAGUGAGAGUUUCUCUGCAAUCUUAAAAUCAAGCGCUAGAGAUGAUACAUUUGAUGAGCUUUUACCCGAAGGGUCUCAGCUUAUAGAAGGGUUUUCAGAAGACGCCUCUGCCUCAAGCUUCGAGGGAAUUGAUCUGUAUGCUGAAGAGUGGUACGCUGAAUGCUUAAAUGAUGCUGAGACUCCAACCCUACCUGAUGGCUUAAACUUUGGUUCACCUGAUGUCCAAGUAGAUAUUUCAGAGUAUCUAAAUGUGCCACCAGAAACAGAAACCCGGGAAGUUCAGCGGCCUGUUACUCGUUCUUCUCCAAAUGUUAUCUUUAAAGCAGGUAGGAAAUCUUUUUCAAGGCCGGUUUCAAAGCUACCAUCUUCUAUCAUCUAUCCAUUUGCAUUCAUCAAACCAUGUGGGGUUCACGGUGGUAUGACUCUCAAGGACAUCAACCAGAAAAUCCGAAAUCCACCAUCAAAACCAAAGGAAGACAAAGAAGAGCCUGUAGUGAUCCAAACUUCUGCAUUCUCUGGGAAACCUGUUGUAGGGAAGACUAAAAUCCGCACCGAAGGAGGAAAAGGAAGCAUCACGAUAAUGAGGACGAGAGGCUAAGCUAAGCUGAGCCAAAGUAAGUAGUAAUAAGCUGAUAGGAAGUAUUUUAAGGUUUGAAAUUCACUGCUGAAAACUUUUAAACUUUUUGCCUUAUUCUCAGAGGCCCUUAAAUCCUUUUUGUCGGAUAUAGUUCCAGUCAAGGGCCUUUAUCGGUACAGCGGCUAAAUACUCUUCAAGAUCUUAUUAUGAAUCAUGUUCUAUUUUCUUUUGGUAUCUGUGUAGUAAGAAAGAGAACUUAAAAUCUGUUAGCCAUGUGGUAGGAUAAUUUUUGUUUGUAUAAAGUCUCUGGAUCUUAUUGUUACCUGAACUGAAAAUGAAAGCCAAAAACCUCUGUUAUGUCU
This is a messenger RNA of Camelina sativa (false flax), 1548 nucleotides long. Lineage: Eukaryota; Viridiplantae; Streptophyta; Magnoliopsida; Brassicales; Brassicaceae. The record is from RefSeq and is a predicted model, not a curated record.